AUGGCCUACAAUCCAUACGGAGGCAACCCAUAUGGCCCUCCUCCCUCCUUCAACGGCUUCCCUGGCGUGGGCGGUGCGCCUGGCAUGGCCCCGCCGCCUGGUCUAGGCCCUCCACCAGGCAUGUCCUCUGCCCCUGGGAUGGCACCUCCUCCAGGUGUCCAGCAAGCCAAUUCUCCCGCACAAGCUAAUCGACCAAGUGGACUGCCCGCCUCCUUCCAGCCGCCUCCCAACCUGCCCAACAUCAACUUUAACGCUCCCGUGAUCCGCCUCGGCUCCUCCUCAUUACCCCCCAAGCCAGCAGCCUCCGCAGCACCUGACCGCAGGGAGUCUAAUGCGCCACCCUCGGCUGGUGGCGGCAGGCCCGGCCUGGGCGCAGAUAGGAAUCUCGAACAGUCUCGCGCCGCCGUCAGAGAGAGCAUGCAGGCCCUACAGGCACCCACCCAAGAAGAGCGAUUACGAACUAUAUUCUUGCAUCAGAUCCCAGAAACCUUGGGUGGCGACGAAGGCGUGGAAAGGUUCUUGGGCCUUGUCGGCAGGCUGCGCCGUUGGGACUCGGCAAAAUCAAAUUUAUCAGACCACAAGGGUGAGCUUUUCGGUUUCGCCCAGUAUGACGACCCUGAUUCUCUGGCCACUGCUGUCGAGCUGCUCAAGGAUAUCGAGUUGCCCGUCAAGAAGCAGGAGCCUACCGAUGGCCCUGUCAAGGACGAGUCCGGCGACGCUGGCGACGAUGAGCCGUUCAAAGGCAUAGAGAAAGCCAAGCUACAAGUCACCGUUGACGAAAGCACGCUGAAGUUCCUCGAGACAUAUGAGGAGAACAGACCCGACGACAGCGGAAAGGAGGCAAGGCUGGAAGCAGCAAGAGCUGCGUUGAAACAGGCGGUUCAUGACCUUUUCUAUCCCCCUCUACGCAAGACGCAAGACGGCGAGGGAGAUGUGACUAUGGGUGAUGCCAACGGGUCAGGCGAAAAUGUGGAGGUCAUCAACAUCCCUAUAGCACAGGAAGAUGAAUUGGCAGACAUCCCGGCCGAGAUGAGAGAGGUCGUCGCCCAGGAAAUCGCCGCUUUCCGUGAUAGGAGCAUUCGUCGGGAUCUGGAGCGACUGAGGCGGGAAGAGGAGAUGGAAGAGAUGGAGCGGGCGCGUAACGGCGCUGCACGGCCAUCACGAGACUCGCCUCCACCUGGCGCUAAUUCCAUCCCGCUCGGUCCCCGGGGUGUACCGAACGCACCAUCUGGGCCUCGCGGUGCAGGUCGUGGUGUUGCCUUUAUCAAUGGUGCGAAUGGUGACGGAUCAUAUAAUCGUGACGACGAGGAUACUGAUGCGAGCGAUAACGAGCUCCAUCAGAGGGAAGUAGCCAAACACAAGGCCGAGGAUGACAAGCAGUAUCUCGAGGCAGAGCGGAAGUGGGUCAACAGAGAGCGGCAACGAGCCGCCGCGCUUGAACGUGAGACAGAUCGCGAGAAGGCCGAGGCUGACAGCAUAAACCAUCGCAUCGAGGAGCAGCUCGAGCGCGAGAAGAACUGGGACGACGAGAAGGAGGCCGCGCGUAAGACGCACCCCUACUAUCGCGACCAUGCGGCAUGGGCACGGAAACGCGCCCAGGAUCGUGCAGAGGAAGAGAACCGCGAUGAGGCGGAUCGCCGGGCCGAGCAAGCAGAGCGCCGGCGCGAGGCGGCGGAGAUGGAGCAGGCUAAGGACAUGGCCGACUCAUUCCUCAACCAGCAGGCGCAGGAGAUCGAGCAGAGACAGCAGCAAGCCGCAGCUGCGGCCCCCGCACGCUUCACGAUGUCCCUGGGCGCGGCGGCGCAAAAGGCGCAACAGCGCGCCGGGCCGCAGCGCAGGACAAUGGCCGAGGUGGAAGGUCUGCUGGACGAUGAGGAGAACGAGCAGACGACUAAGAGGCAGCUGGUGCCGAUCAAAUUCGAGCCACUGGGCCCGGGCGACACCAAGGCCAUGAGCGAGGAGGAGAUCCAGCAGGCGGUCAAGUCACUGGCUCAGGAGAUCCCGACCACCAAGGAGGGUCUGUGGGGGUGGGACGUCAAGUGGGACUACCUGGACGACUCGGCUGUGUCGGACAAGCUGCGGCCCUUCAUCGAGAAGAAGGUUGUCGAGUACCUGGGCGUGCAAGAGCAGCUGCUCGUCGACGUCGUCGAGGAGCACCUGCGCCGCCGGUCCAAGCCUGCCGAGCUGGUUGACGAGCUUGAGGGCCCACUCGAGGACGACGCCGAGGACCUGGUCAAGAAGCUCUGGCGCAUGGUCAUCUUCUUUACGGAGAGCGAGAAGAGGGGGUUGCCUGCUUAG
Messenger RNA from Diaporthe amygdali, 2298 nucleotides. RefSeq lists its product as uncharacterized. Gene Ontology annotation, molecular function: mRNA binding. The transcript is spliced from 3 exons. Gene Ontology annotation, biological process: mRNA processing. The record is from RefSeq and is a predicted model, not a curated record. The coding region runs from base 1 to 2298 and encodes 765 amino acids. NCBI's taxonomy places the organism in Eukaryota, Fungi, Ascomycota, Sordariomycetes, Diaporthales, Diaporthaceae. Gene Ontology annotation, cellular component: spliceosomal complex.